AUGGCCCAACAAGGGUCAUCCAGACCAUUUCGCGCCAUUGCGCCACGAACGCUUCCAGAUCCUCUGCCGCCGCCUGCUCAUCCGGGAGAUACCACCGGGCCUCCCUGCGCCGAAUGUGCGCUCCAUGGACGUGCGUGUGUUAUCGAUGAAUCUGCAGACAAGCGGCGUAAGGUCGCGGCCCGACGUGCCCAAGAGGAAUUGCGAUAUUAUCGUGGGUUUGUCGAGCAGCUGCUGAAGGCGAUUCGGCAAGGCGAGAGGACGGAUGUGGAAGCAAUUGUUGCCGUCAUUCGGUCGGGCGCAUCUCACAACGACAUCCGUGCCGUUGUUCGAGAGUUCCUGACGAGGAACGCGAAAGGGGAGGCAGAUAUGCCGGACGGCGUGGGGCAGGGAACAGAGACCGACGAUACAUCGAAAGACUGGACUCCGGAAAGCUGGUCGUAA
Molecule: messenger RNA, 441 nt
Organism: Aspergillus pseudonomiae
Lineage: Eukaryota; Fungi; Ascomycota; Eurotiomycetes; Eurotiales; Aspergillaceae
Exons: 2
Coding region: 1-441 (146 amino acids)
Source: RefSeq, a predicted model, not a curated record